AUGACUAUCCUCACAUCCCUCCUCCAGUUGACAAACUACAAGAACCCCUUCCUGAGGACGCUCGUGCCUUCAAUUGGCCUCGCAUAUGGCCUGCAAGCCGCCGUAGCAGUGCCCUCCAUAAUUGCCCAAUCCGAACGCUUCUACGACCUCUCCGGCUCACUGACCUACCUCUCCUGUGCCGCCCUGAGUCUCUAUCUACCCGCCAUCCGAGCCAGAUCAGCGGCCAAGUUGACUGGCGCUCCUCUACCAGCAUGGCCAAGUCUCGCAGAUGCACUGCAGGGGAAAGGCGGAGCGCUGGGGUUCAAUUGGCGACAGGUAGUUCUUAGCGCUGCUGUGAGCGUUUGGGCGUCUAGACUUGGAACAUAUCUCUUUCAGCGUAUCAUGGCAGAUGGCGAAGACUCACGCUUCAAGAACAUCCGCAACUCUCCACCCAAGUUCCUUGUCGCCUUCGCCGCUCAAGCUACUUGGGUAUCUCUAUGCCUCCUUCCGGUCUUGGCCAUCAACGCUCUUCCAGCCGCUACCUUCGCGGCUUUGCCAGCGGCUGUCUCCAUUACCGACAUCAUAGGCAUCUUGCUUUAUGUUGGCGGCCUGUCCUUUGAAGUCACUGCCGACAGGCAGAAGAACCAGUGGGUGCAGGAGAAGAAGCAGAAGAAGCACGACGAGGACUUCUUGACCAGGGGACUGUGGAGCAAGAGCCGCCAUCCGAACUAUUUCGGCGAGUCAACCUUGUGGACUGGUAUUGCGACAUUGAGUGCGGGUGUAUUAGCCAGCAAUGCCGGCGUGGCAGGUAUGGGCUUGGCUGGUGGAUUGACCGGCAAGAUAAUUGCACUGCUAAGUGCAGGCGUAAGCCCGGCAUUUGUGACAUUCUUGCUGUUGAAGGUGAGCGGCGUGCCAUUGAGCGAGAACAAAUACGACAAGAGAUAUGGCGACCGGAAGGACUAUCAGAAGUGGAAGCAGGAGACACCGAAGUUCAUCCCGAAGCUCUGA
Molecule: messenger RNA, 987 nt
Organism: Cyphellophora attinorum
Lineage: Eukaryota; Fungi; Ascomycota; Eurotiomycetes; Chaetothyriales; Cyphellophoraceae
Exons: 2
Coding region: 1-987 (328 amino acids)
Cellular component (GO): membrane
Source: RefSeq, a predicted model, not a curated record